Messenger RNA from Gadus morhua (Atlantic cod), 1122 nucleotides. It is a transcript of the gene vma22, whose product is annotated as vacuolar ATPase assembly factor VMA22. The transcript is spliced from 5 exons. The record is from RefSeq and is a predicted model, not a curated record. The coding region runs from base 163 to 804 and encodes 213 amino acids. Gene Ontology annotation, biological process: vacuolar proton-transporting V-type ATPase complex assembly. NCBI's taxonomy places the organism in Eukaryota, Metazoa, Chordata, Actinopteri, Gadiformes, Gadidae.
AUGACGUAUUUUUGGUCAGCUGACAUACAGCAAGGUCAGCUGACCAAAAAAGGAACUAGCAAAUCAUUACAAUCCUCGGUGGGUACAUUUCCUAACGUGAGGUUUUUGUUAUAUUUCUGAAGGUUCAUCAAAUCAAAUACACACACCGUAAAUACAAUUAUCAUGGGGCUUUCAAAGACAGAGGAGACAUCUCUCCUGCUCGACGAACAGCUUCUACAAUACAUGGACCAGCUGGAGUCACUGCAGGAGAAACGUUCAGCUCUCAACACUCUCAUAGAGCAGGGAUGGUUUUCAUUGUCCAAGGCACGGUACUCCAUGGGCAACAAGCAAGUGUCCUCUCUUCAGUAUGCCAGUGAGAUGGAGCCACAGAUUUUCGUGCAAGCCAGGGCAGUGGAGAAUGAUGCACUUGAGUUCUGCACGGAAAGAAUAACAAUCCAAAGUCCUACUGAGCGCGUCCAGAACACCACGUCUGUGGAGGACAUCGGGCCGAAAGAGGAGGGUGUGAGGAGAAGGAUCAAGGCAAGUAAGGACAUGGCUGAACCAGAGGAGCUUGUGGGAGCUUCCACUGAGAAUCCUUCGCCCACAUCCACAAAGCCUCCCAGCGGGUCUCACAGAAACAACAGUGAUCAGAAUCCUCAAGCGGACCCGUUGAAAUGGUUCGGGAUUCUGGUGCCACAGACCCUGAAACAAGCACAGUCAUCGUUCAGGCAAGUUAUAGAGCUGUCCGCGGAGAUCGCUACUCUACAGGCUGCAGUUCUCAAGACCAGAGAGGAGUUUAGGCUUGCCCUGAAACUGAGCUGUUGAAACCAUUGCGAGUAAAGUCUGAGCAGUAAUCUUUAUACAUAUUGACAGAUGAUUAGGAAAGUCGACUGGAGUCACACAGGUGGAACCAAAUGUUCUGGUGAAUUUUAUUAGGUUGUAUACAGACCUUUGAUGUCACUGGGACAAAUGUUGGUUAGUGUUAUUUAAAGAUUAAGUCAUGUCAUGUCUGUGUUUUCAAAUUGGAUUGGUAGCUUUUUGUAUAAAGGGAUAUUAUGCUUAUAUGUUUGUUUUUUGACUGAAGUGAAACAAUGUUUAAUUUAAAUCUUGGAAAUAAAAUGUUCUGUACAGAUGGGCACUUUA